CAGUGACAGUUGAUCGAGUCGGAGAAUCGGAGAAGCUGAAGCCUGAAGGAGCAGUGAUCUGCCAUGGAGUUCUCUCUUCUCGCCGACGCCGUGAAGUCCAAAUCGUACGAUAAGAUCGCCGGAAUCUACGAUGAGCUCAUGCUCCAGUAUUCUGCACAGGGCAUUGCGUUUCAAGACGAAUGGCCUUACGCGAUUCAUCUCUUAGGCCACCUCUACAACAAUGACAUUAACAGUGCUCGGUUUUUGUGGAAGACGAUACCGGCCGCGAUAAAGGAGGGCCGGCCGGAGUUGGUGGCGGUUUGGAAAAUUGGGCAGAAGCUAUGGACUAGGGAUUAUGCUGGAGUUCAUGAGGCUCUACGGGAGUACGAAUGGAGCCCAGAGGUUCAGGACAUUGUACUCUCGUUUUCAGACCUUUACACUAAAAGGAUGUUCGAUCUGCUAGUUUCUGCUUAUUCAACAAUAAGUCUGCAAGAUACAGCUCUCUUCCUAGGAAUGAAUGUUGGUGAUGCUACAAAUUAUGUCCUAGGACAGGGUUGGAGUUUGGAUCCCGCGUCUCAAAUGCUGACCGUGAAAAAGCAAGCAAUAGUAAAGGAGCAAAAGCUAGAUGCCAGCAAGUUGCAACGGUUGACAGAAUACGUUUUCCACCUCGAACACUAAUCAGUGUUUCGGAGUUGUUCUGGAUCAGUUUCUCCCCCGCCCUGCUGCAGUUUCUUGAUGGAUGAGUAGAAGCUGUACUCUAUUUGGGUUUAUAAACUUUUUGAUUCUAAGCACAUUUCUAGUCUCAUUAUUCUGAGGACUCUGAAGAAUUUCUUGCUUCGGACUUGGGAGAAAAUGGUUCUACUGUAUUCAUAAUCAAGGGUAUAUCUUAGUUGCAUUGCUUAUCACUUUACUGUAAAUGGAACCAAAUAGAUCCAGAUAACUCGUACAAAUGCCUACCAUCAGUAUUUCUCAUGAA
Messenger RNA from Ipomoea triloba (trilobed morning glory), 955 nucleotides. RefSeq names its product COP9 signalosome complex subunit 8. The transcript has 5 exons. Gene Ontology annotation, cellular component: COP9 signalosome. The record is from RefSeq and is a predicted model, not a curated record. Bases 64 to 657 code for a protein of 197 amino acids. Gene Ontology annotation, biological process: protein deneddylation; COP9 signalosome assembly. Lineage: Eukaryota; Viridiplantae; Streptophyta; Magnoliopsida; Solanales; Convolvulaceae.